AUGCACUGCGAUAUACAUGGAGCUUGCAACAAAAGGAGGACCCCGACCCGGACAACGCGUAUCCUGCGACGAGAAAGCGCUUGUUCAAAUUGGAUCAAGAUCGACUUCUCCAGGUGGUUGAGGAAGUCCUCCAGCGAUACGGCCUGGAUUCUGCUCUACUCCGAGGCGAAAAUCGCACAACAAAGGAAAGGCCAAGAUUCAAUCAAUGCAAAUAUGCAUAGAUUUGCGGCCGGCGUGGUCCCCACCGAGGACGAUCAAUCUUCGAGAUAUGAGCUCUUCAGAUCUUACCAUGCGGGAGAGUCCCAAACCGACUUGGUGCUUCAAGGGCCAGAGCCAGCCGAUUGUCGGAUGCCAGAGGUCUUCGCGGCCACUGGCGCUGCGAAAUUCUUCCUGAAACCGUACAAAAUUGGAAACACGACGUUCUUCGAUGAGACAUUUCCACAGUCUCAUCCCAUCUCUUCCAUUGCAUUUGACGAAGCGAAACGUCUAUAUGGUCGAGAGGUCGAGAUCUCGAUCUUGCUGAACAUUGGUCCCGGCAUCCCGGCCGACAAGGAUUGCCAGGAGCUUGAUUUGAUGGCUCUUGAUCCGAUAAGUCGUCUUGUGGGGAGGUUUACUUGGCCCUCCGGGAGGCGCCUCUCGCUCCGGCAGAGAUUGUUGUCCAUCGGGAUGCCCCAGCCAACUUCCAAGAAGGACUCCGAACUCACGAGCCCAAGUGAGAAGGCGCUCAGGCUGGAGGACCGAAGGAGAGAAGAUAUUAAGGCUACGCCAGAGGAAACAUACGGGUCUUCGGGAGCAGAGAGAUACCAUCAUCUGGGGCCAGCAUAUUCUGCAGAGCAAGCUUCCCUGAAUGAUGUCCACGCUCUUCGUCUGCCGCGGGGAGACUUUGACGGUCUGAAGCAGCAAAGCAUAGCUGAGGCAGAAGACAUGGUCAGGAAGGUAUGGGUCGACGCCGUGGCUUGA
This is a messenger RNA of Cladophialophora yegresii CBS 114405, 960 nucleotides long. RefSeq lists its product as uncharacterized. NCBI's taxonomy places the organism in Eukaryota, Fungi, Ascomycota, Eurotiomycetes, Chaetothyriales, Herpotrichiellaceae. The record is from RefSeq and is a predicted model, not a curated record. The transcript is spliced from 2 exons. Bases 1 to 960 code for a protein of 319 amino acids.